Molecule: messenger RNA, 1495 nt
Organism: Athalia rosae (coleseed sawfly)
Lineage: Eukaryota; Metazoa; Arthropoda; Insecta; Hymenoptera; Athaliidae
Product: ras-related protein Rab-32-like
Exons: 6
Coding region: 657-1319 (220 amino acids)
Biological process (GO): vesicle-mediated transport
Cellular component (GO): Golgi apparatus; vesicle; trans-Golgi network
Molecular function (GO): GTPase activity; GTP binding
Source: RefSeq, a predicted model, not a curated record
UUUUCUUUACGCGCGCCGCAGAUAAGCAGCGGAUUAUUCGAACGGCGUUACGGCUACGCCAGAUUACAGCUGUCUCCACUUUUUCCGAUCAAAGGUCCGCAAUUGCUCCCGCACACGUACGCGACACAUUUCAAGAUCGAAUCUUUUAUCUCCCGAUCUUAGUGUCCGGAUUCAACGCUAGAUCGUGCCAGAGUUAUAGCCGCGGAUGUUUUCUCCUUAUCUUUUUCUUUUUUGUUUUUUUUUUUUUUGUUUAAACUUUACAAGUUUCGCCGGCGUCGCGACGCCGAAGAAAGUUCGUUAAAAAUUGCCGAUUUCGAGCGAUCCCCGGUAACUAAUCCUCCUCGCUAUCUGGGACGGAAUCGGUUUUGAACCAAAUUCGGAAAAUGGGCUGGGAAAAAUUUGAUUUUCGGACGACAGCGUUCGAUAGGCGGGUAACGGGGAUCGCGUCCGCUCGCGCAACCAUAUCGCGUGAGUACACGGUGCAAGGAGACGGUGGAUAAGCGAGAGAUCGUCUCGCUUAUCAAUAUUCGAAGCGAAAUGAUCGUGGCGAGAGUGUGCGCGGAUUUCUAACCUAGAACGAAUCAUCUAGUUUCGCGUAUCUUUGUGUACGACGGGGAGCGAUCCGUGCCCCGAAAAAUCGCAAGAGACCAGCGACGAUGCAGAGCGGCAGAAAACCGAGGAGGGACUCGGACGUGGUCCUCUCGAAUUUCAGCCAGAAGGAACUCCUCUUCAAAUUUUUGAUCAUCGGUGACUACGGCGUCGGUAAAACCGCGAUUGUCCGGCGAUACACGGAGGGAAAAUUCUCGUCGAAUUACAAAAUCACGAUAGGCGCCGACUUUGCGAUAAAAACUCUCGAUUGGGAUCCUCAUACGAAAAUAAAUCUGCAACUAUGGGACAUCGCGGGCCACGAGAGAUUCGGUUACAUGACGAGAGUCUACUACAAAUACGCGCUCGCAGCCGCCCUGGUCUUCGACAUUUCCAGGGUCGCCACUUUUCAGUCGGUCAAAAAAUGGCUGACCGAUCUCAGGGAGAAAAUCACCCUCCCCGACGGUUCUAGUAUACCGAUCGUUUUGCUGGCCAACAAAUGCGACAUACAACACGCGGCCAUACCGAACGAGCAAAUCGUGAAAUUUUGCAAAGAGAACUCCAUCGGAUCGUGGUUCAUUACCUCGGCGAAGGAGAACGUGAACAUCGAGGAAGCGAUGCGUUACCUGGUCGAAACCGUUCUCAAAACGCGAAUCGAGGACGAAAUACGUGAUUCGAUAAGACUCAGGGACGGGCCGAUUUCUCACGACAAAAGUGUUUGCUGCAAAACCUGACGAUUGAUUCCCCGUCCCUUUUUCCCUGUCUAUCUAAUUAUUAUUUUUUUUUUUUACCAUUCCGCUUGAUUCCGAAAAUAUCGGUUUCCAAAGUUUUUGCGGAAAUGAAGCACCGCGGACUGAACUAUACUUCGAACAUACGUACAAUAAAACCCAAAAUAGAUCGACGCCAAAUA